CGCGUCCACAAUUACUCGUUUAGAAAUCGCACUAUAGUUUUGGAUUUUUCAAGUUUAUUUUAUUUGCAGCGACGCAUAGUUAUUUUCCAUAAAAAUGAAGUGUGUGCUCUACAUUGUAUAUUGUUUUGCUAUUUUGAAGAGUAUAUUAGUACUUUCGAAUGGUAAUCCGUUCAUAGGAUACAACGUAAAACAAGCUGAAUCUUAUGAGUUUGAUUUCAUAGUAUCAAUAAGUAGAAAAAAUUAUGCAAAAAUGUCGUUAGAAGAAGACUAUCACAUUUGUGGUGGAGCACUAAUAACUACAACACAUGUUCUAACAUCAGCACAUUGCGAAUGUGAAGGAUCUGUCGAUCUUGAGGAUUAUACUGUUAAAGUAGGGCAUGAUUUACGAAAUCCGGAAGCUAAUUUCAGUAUUUCAACCUGGAAUAGCUAUCAAAAGUGUUGUUGCUCUUUGUUCAGACGUGGGAACAUGUGCAAUGACAUAUCUGUAAUCACGCUAUUCGAUGACAUAUAUUCCAAAAUAACUAGGGAAAUAGUAUUACCAGUACUAAACUAUUCGCCGAUCGAGCAACUAUACAACAAAAACGCCACGUCUGCCGGCUGGGGUGAUGGAAUUAAUAUGUUACAUCCGCGAUACAUGCUAAAAGUAACGAUGAGAACAAUAAGUAAAGAAGAGUGUCAGAGGAAUAUUGAUAUGGCACCAAUAGUCGUGGGAGUAAAUGAUAAAUAUCGAUCUAAGAGAAAACGCAUUAUUAAAAAUAAUACUCUUUGUAGUAAUGGUAAUCCAGUACCUGGAGUGAUACCCUAUACAACACUUGGAGGCGGCGACAGCGGCAGCCCUCUUAUGAUUGGAAACAAUGAGAUAAUUGCUAUUAAUACUGGGGUUUUUCCACCGGAAAGUCCUGAAUAUUAUGCAUACCAGCAAUCAUUGCAUGUUACGUUCUUGGCUCACCGGGAAUUCAUUGAACGCCAAUUAAAAAAUGCAAACGAGAUUGGAUGUUUUGGAAGAAAAUAAAUUUUUAGUUAUUUUCAAGAUUUGUUUCAACCAUAUACUCUUAGAAGUUAAACUCAAAUACUAGCAGAAGGAUACUGUAUGUUGAAAGCAAAUUAUGAUAAAUUGGGAAAAGUAAAUAAUUUGUAUGAAUUUUCUUGUAAUAUUACAACAGCCCGUAAAGCUAAAAUUUAACGUCGAUUACCGACAAGCAACAAGUAGUAGAUUACGUACCCAAGCCGGGAAAGUAUUUAAUUUGCCAGCCCACAACACGUGUUUGACAACUUCGAGUUUGCCUUGGUUGUCAAUUAUCACUUGCUAAGGAAGUUACCAGUACAUUUCCGACCUAAGUACGUUAUCUACUAUUUGCUUCAUACUCUUGUCGAAAGAUCGAGUUUUCUUCCGUCGUACAUUUGCCGAUAGUUGAUGUUUCUUCUUAAUCCGCUAUCUAGCCAGCAGGGAAUGUCUACUUCCCAAUUGAUCUUCCAACCAUAUUUCUAUAUCUAUGUACAGCACCAUUUUCUAACCUUAUUGUGGCUGUAGUUGGAGUGUUCUUGGAAUAUGAUAGCGCAUCAUUUGUGUAAUAUUAUCCUUUUCACAAAUUGACUAGGACCAUGUAUAUUAUUGAUUUUAAAUCAAAUUUUCAUCAAACUCACCAAUUAACACCUAGCUGUUAUCAACGAAAUAGUAACAGGAUGAAGAAAUCAUGAUUUUAAUAUAAUAAUUUCAUUGCUGCUACUACAAUUAAUAUUAUUACGAAAUGAUUUUUAUAAAAAGUCCCUAUUUAAAGUGAAAGUUUGAAUUAAAAAAAAAUUCUCGUUUGUACGUAUGUUAUUGAUUCUAGCUGUUAAACGAAACAGUGAUACGAUAAAAAAAUAAAGAAA
Phymastichus coffea is the source of this 1872-nucleotide messenger RNA. RefSeq names its product trypsin-like. Bases 95 to 1012 code for a protein of 305 amino acids. Lineage: Eukaryota; Metazoa; Arthropoda; Insecta; Hymenoptera; Eulophidae. Gene Ontology annotation, molecular function: serine-type endopeptidase activity. The record is from RefSeq and is a predicted model, not a curated record. Gene Ontology annotation, biological process: proteolysis. The transcript has 4 exons.